AUGGGAUCCCUAAACAGCACGAAUCAGGUCCCCGUGUCUGGUUGGGAGCUGAGUGAUAUCUCGGACUACCAAUGCCACUCUCGAGUCCGCGAUCCAACAGAUGGCGUCGAAAGUGCUCACGGCGGAGAGCCUGAGACCACUCCAUUUCCAAAAUACGGCAUCGGCACCUCCAGCUCCGCCAACAGAACUCUCGGCUUCGCCGUCACGACGGAGCAGUACAUUCACGUGCGCUGGGCCUGGAUCACACUCCCCGUAGCAGUAGUAGUCAUGGGGAUCAUGCUUCUGGUCCUCGCCAUCGUCCAUACGAAGCGCAGUGGAGUUACGUCGUGGAAGUCGUCGAGCAUACUUGCGCUUUUUGCGCAGCUCGAUGGCUGGGACGAGGAUGACUUACGCCCGGCUGCUGGGCCGGUGAAGGGGCUGGAGCGGCAAGCGAAAGGCAUGUCUGCGGUGAUUAAGGUAGAUGGGGGUGCGGGAAAGGUGCUGUUCGUUAACACUCCUCGUGGUGUGGCUGGGAUGCACGAUAUUUGA
This is a messenger RNA of Diplodia corticola, 528 nucleotides long. RefSeq names its product acid phosphatase protein. Lineage: Eukaryota; Fungi; Ascomycota; Dothideomycetes; Botryosphaeriales; Botryosphaeriaceae. The transcript is spliced from 2 exons. Bases 1 to 528 code for a protein of 175 amino acids. The record is from RefSeq and is a predicted model, not a curated record.